UUUAUGUUUUAUAUCCAUUUAGAGCCUGAGCCUGAGCCUCCAACUCAAGUCCCUGUGGUGGAGGUGGUUUCUGAUGCAGAACCUGAAGGAGACAAGCCAUUAACUCCCAGGGUGAUGGAGUGGAUAAAGCAUGGUUUGGAGAAGGUUGUUCCACAGCCAGGACACUCUCCAUCUAUUACAGACACUUCAGAUAAAAAAGAACCUGCUCCUAAUACUGCACCUCCAAAGGCACCUGAUCUAUCAGCAGCUGAGGACGCAACCAAGGGAACAAAUGUGGAGGAGGAAUCCAACGUGGUUAGCUGGAUUGCGCAGGGACUCGGUCGCAUUAUGCCACAGCCUGUUCUGAAGCCAAAAGAGGACACUUUGGAUACAGUUCAGAGCAUUUGCAUCCUGCAGGAAGACUUUGUGCAGGAGGACAACCUGGUGCUGGAGGAGAAACUGGUGCUGGAGGAGAACCUGGUGCUAGAGGAGGUGGACUCAGACUGGGAGCAGCAGCAGGUCGAGCAGGCUUGUUUGCUCAAUGCCAAGCUGGAGAAACAGGCUGAAGUUCAUAUGGAGGAUCAGAUUUGCCCCCUGCAGGAUGUCCUAAACAACACCAUACCUGAUAUCUUCAUCACACAGCAGGAGGAUGCUGAGACACAAACAGAGCGCUGGACUCCUCUAAUAGAGAACAUUAGACGUGAGGCUGAGGAAGCUGCCUUGGUCUCCAUACAAGAGAGGCUGGAGCGUGAGCGUCUGGAGGCGGCGAGGAUAGCGGAGGAGUUGGCACGCCAGGCUGCUGAAUUGGCAGUAAGACAGCUGGAGGAGGAACACACUGUAAUCAGAGUCACAGAGUCAGAACGUGUGUCUGAACCAGACAGUGGAGAGCAACUUUCCAACAUCCAGGAGGAAGAGAAUGAAGAUGACCCAGAGUGUCUUGUGGAUGUGUGCCCUGUUGAGGAGCUUAAAACAUAUAAAACUGAGAUUACAGCGCAGAUCACACAAAAAGAGGAGUCACCUGAGUCACCUCCUCCAAAGGAAUUCACUCCUGCAAGUCAACCUGAGAUAGAACACACCCCACCACGAGAGCCAGCUGUCGAACCAGAACCUGAUGGAGAAGAUCAUGCUAUAGCAAAGACCCCUUCACCUGUAGUGUCUCCAGUCAUAACCACUCAGCCAGAAACAGCUACUUCGGGUCCCUCUACUCCAGCUGUUGUACAGGAAGAUGAGGCAUUUCAAGAGGAAUGUGGAGAAUGUCCUCAUGUGAGUGUAGAGGAAGUUGAUGAUGGAUCCAUUCCUAUCGUACCUCAAAUUGUUGAACCCCAGGAGUCGGACGGUGUCAGCCUCACUGUUCCCGUUCCUGUGAUGGCCACCCAGAGCAAAGCAGUGCUCAUUGAGAGGGCUUUCCAGCCAGACGAACAGGUUGAAGAGGAAGAAAAGGAGAAAGAGGAAGAUCUGACCCCCCGGCAUGGCCUUCUCACUGUGGAGGAAGAUGGUUCUGAGCGUCCUCUCUCUUCGGCCAGUCAGACAAGUGUUGUGGUUAACGAACGUCUGCAGGAGCUGAUCAAGCUGUUUAAGGAACGAACAGAACGUACUAAAGAGAGGCUGAUUGACCCAGAUGAGUCUGAAGAAGAGAGCCCCUCAGCAACACCUACCAAAAAGGCCGCCGCGCCUCCACCUCCUCCACCUCCUCCACCUCCUCCCCCUGAGGAGAAGAAAGAUGUUCCUGCUGAUGACGAGAGUGACGAGGAGCAGUUCCUGGAGUUCAUGGGCUACCAAGUCAAAGUGCCCAAGGUACCCCCCAUGCCAGACUGGCUGAGAGCCAUCGUGGAGUAUCGUUUCCCUUCCAGCAUCGAUCCUUUCACUGAUAUGAUCUAUGUAGUGUGGCUGUUUUUUGUGAUGUGUGCUUGGAACUAUAACGUGUGGCUGAUCCCGGUGCGCUGGGCGUUCCCGUAUCAAACUCCAGAGAACAUCCACCUGUGGCUGCUAGCUGACUAUUUAUGUGACACCAUCUACAUCCUGGACAUUGUGGUCUUUCAGCCCAGGCUACAGUUCGUCCGUGGGGGAGAUAUAGUGUGUGAUAAAAAAGAUAUGAGAGAAAAUUACAUGAAAACAGAACGAUUUAAGAGUAGCCAUGGCAUUUCCACACAACUAGCUUUGCCUGUCCAGGGCUUGACUGAUAUCUGGAUGUUUCAGAUGGACAUGAUCAGUCUGUUGCCCCUGGAUGUUCUGUACUAUUUCACAGGCGUUAAAUCCAUUCUGCGCUUCCCGCGCAUUUUAAAGUACAUGGCAUUCUUUGAAUUUAACGAUCGUCUGGAGGCAGUGAUGAAAAAAGCCUACAUUUACAGAGUGAUCCGGACCAGCGCGUACUUGCUCUAUUCACUGCAUUGCAACGCCUGUCUGUUCUACUGGGGCUCUGACUAUGAAGGCCUUGGCUCCACUAAAUGGGUCUAUGAUGGCAGAGGCAACAGUUAUAUCCGUUGCUACUACUUUGCUGUAAAAACUCUGAUCACUAUCGGAGGUCUCCCAGAUCCCACGACGGUCUUUGAAAUCGUCUUUCAGUUAGUCAAUUACUUUGUGGGUGUGUUCGCUUUCUCGAUUAUGAUUGGUCAGAUGAGAGAUGUUGUAGGAGCAGCUACUGCAGGUCCGGCGUACUACAGGUCAUGUGUGGACAGCACGGUAAAUUACAUGACCGCCUAUAGAAUACCACGUGAGGUUCAGAACAGAGUCAAGACCUGGUAUGACUAUACCUGGCAAUCACAAGGCAUGUUGGAUGAACAGGAGUUGCUCAUACAGCUGCCUGAUAAGAUGCGUCUGGACAUUGCAGUGGAUGUGAACUACACCAUUGUCAGCAAAGUGGCCCUCUUCCAAGGUUGUGACAGACAGAUGAUAUUUGACAUGUUGAAGAGACUGAAGUCUGUGGUCUACCUCCCAGGAGACUACGUGUGUAAGAAGGGUGAGAUCGGCAGGGAGAUGUAUAUCAUCAAAGCUGGAGAGGUGCAGGUGGUUGGAGGCCCUGAUGGUAAAACUGUGUUUGUCACUUUGAGGGCCGGAUCUGUUUUCGGGGAAAUCAGCUUGCUGGCUGUAGGUGGAGGGAAUAGGCGCACAGCUAAUGUGGUAGCGCACGGCUUCGCUAACCUCUUCAUCCUGGAUAAAAAGGACCUCUCUGAGAUCCUGGUGCACUACCCAGAGUCCCAGAAAAUACUACGCAAGAAGGCCAAGAAGAUGCUAACGAAGGAUACAAAGCCAGAAGAGAAGGGUGUGGGUAAGGAAUCUGGUCAGGUGAUCCCAUUACGACCAGAGACUCCCAAACUGUUUAAGGCCGCCCUGGUGGUGGGCCAAGGAGAAACGUUUGCCAAACUGAAAGACACCUACAAAGACACUGGAGCCACACUACAGCCUUCCAGCAGCACAGCAGCACCCGUGCCCCCUCCCUCACCCAUUCACCGUCGAUCACCCAUGCAGCGCACAGUCACACAGGACGACGAUGAUGACCUGGUGACACAGACCACGGACAGCACGGUGAUCAUCCGCAUGAUCCCACGCCAACACGGAGAGGAGAUCCUCAGUGUUGAAAUGGCGGAGGAAGAAGAUGGAACAGCUGAGAAGACUGAUCAGGAGGAGAGGAAAGAAGAAUAGAAGUUGCGAGAAAGAAUGAGAAAUUAGGGCUUGAGGCUGAGAAAUAACCUGUUAUUAUUAUUAUUAUUAUUAUUAUUAUUAUUAUUAUUAUUAUUAUGCUUUUAGUAUUAUGGGCAACUAUUCUAACUGAAUCCAAACCAAAGGGGCGUUUGCUAUUUAAUUACGCUUAGUGAUGCUUUUCUGUUUUAAAGUCAUAGCUGACUUUAACAUUAGAUGAGCUUUAAAAGAAGGAGGUGUGCGUGUGUGAGUGAGUGUGUUAUGGAACCUGAUUUCUUUUUCCUAUAAAACACACUGCUCUGAUUUCAGGAAUGCUACCUUGCCUGCUUUUAAAUUGCCAUGCUGUCUUCCAUUAUAGUCCUAGCUAUAUGUAAGCAAAUACACUCACAAACACACAUUAAUAUGCACACAUUUUCUGGCCUUUACAGCAAAGCAACGUAGAUGUUAUAGUUUUUGCAUUACCUUCAUUGCACUAUGACAAUUUAAUUGUGCAUGUAUGGUAGAUACACUACUCCAGCAGAGACAGGAAGGUUAGUGUAUGUUAGCCUGGCACCAUUUUUAGUACUGCCUAUCAGAUAAAUCUUGAUUUCAGCAUGUACCUAUAGUACAGAAUACCCAAGCCGUCAGCCAAUCUAACAAUAAUGUAAAAAUCAACAGACAAGGGAUUUUCUCUGUGUGCAAGUUUUUCUCUGUGAGCUCCUGUAGCCCUUCUGCAUAAUACUACUACGUGAAUAUUAAAGUUUAAAUGUUGAGAUACAAAGGCAUUACAGCUUAAAAUGGUGAGGUAAAAAGCAAUCAUUACGGCACGCAUUAUCUUAAGAGGGUCUUUUAUUUUGGUGGCUAAUGCUGCAUUCGACUAAAACUCAUGACUUGUGAAUUUCUGACCUCCAUCUAGAAAAGACUAAAAAACAAAUGAUACUAGAAAUUCCUACCUGUAAACUUGAGACAGUUUCCUCAACCCUGAGUUCAGCAAGUGACAUCAAAUCAACAUGGCGGCUCACAGCAUCAACAGUAAAUAAAGUAGCACUUCUUUCAAUAAAUUAUGCAGUAUAAAAGCAGUAAGUGACUUCUGAGCUGUUGUCACUUUUAUCACAGGAGAAACAACAUAAUAGCUCUGUUAUAUAUGACACUGUUCAUUUGUAAAAACACCUAACUGAACGCUGUAAUUCCAGAUUUGGAAAAAAACCUAUUCAUACAUACCAACUGUACAGAGUUCUUCAAAUCUGGCCCUUGAGUUCCACUGUCCUACAGAGUUUAGCUCCAACUCUAAUCGAACACACCUGAACAAGCUAACCAUAGGUCUUCAGGAUUACUACAAAACUAUAGGCAGGUACGUUUGGAAGUUGAAGCUAAACUCUGCAGACUUGAAGAAUCCUGUGAUAGAUCAUGCUUCACUGUUGCCAAUAUCAAAUGUAGUAACAUUUUAGACCUAUUGUAUAUCAAUUGUAUGUCAAUCAUAAACAUAAUUACUGUAAAAUACUGUUCAUUUUUAUUAUUUGUUUUGCUUAUAUAUAGUAAAUCUGUUCAUUUCUGAAAAUGCAUGAAUAAAGCAGGCUUUUCCCCAGAUUUCUACGAGCCCUAGCUCUGUAAUCAGUGGAAUGUCAAAUUCAAAAUUGUUACAGCAGAAUGCUACUAUAGAGGACUUAUUUCUGUGAAAAUUUCAGGUUCGUAUCUGGUCCCCCACCAGAGAUAUUCAACCCAAAAAUGAGGGGAAUUUUUUUAAUGUACUUUCUAGCCCCUAUAAAAAAAAAUAAGAGAAGUCUAGAACCUGAAAUCUUCAUGCACACUAUACUCACCUAGGUACCUUCCAAACAAAAUUAAGACCGGGACUUGAACCCUUCCCAUUAUAAACUGGCACUAAAAGUGGAACUGUGAGCAAUUCUGAGCAUUACAUUUGGAUUUAAGGUCCAAGUAUAAGGAACAAGAAUGUGCAAAAUGUUUAUAUAUGUAUAGCUUUUACAGUUAUAGAUCAGUUUUUGUUCCAAGGAGCUGGGCCCAUCCUGAGCUGAGACUUUGAGGUUUCUGUAAACAGAUUUAUAACCAAUGUGUGCAGUUAGAGUAAACAAGCGUGUUGCGAUUGUGCUGGCUCUCACCUACUCUGUAGAAAAUUCUUUUUCUGUAUAAUAUGAGGUGAGGUUUUUUUUUUUUAGACAUUUUAUAUGUUAUGAACAGGAAAGGAAGUAUUAACACUGCCCCAUUAAACAGAGUUUAAUUUACUAGUAACAUUAACCCGCCAUAAACAACAUGGGUGUACUCUGAUUUUUGGAAGUUGCACUGAAAUUGAGCAAUUGCAGGAACGUUGUAUUUGCAAUAUAAACAUACUACAGCUGAAGACUUGUCCAUAUAAAAUAGCAAAUUUUCCGUAUGUGAUUUCUGUCACCAUAUUGUGUAUUUUGUCAAUGUAAAUUAUCUUUAUGUUUCUUCACUCACUAACCAUA
Molecule: messenger RNA, 6053 nt
Organism: Ictalurus furcatus (blue catfish)
Lineage: Eukaryota; Metazoa; Chordata; Actinopteri; Siluriformes; Ictaluridae
Gene: cngb1a
Product: cyclic nucleotide gated channel subunit beta 1a
Exons: 29
Coding region: 4-3618 (1204 amino acids)
Biological process (GO): retina homeostasis; monoatomic cation transmembrane transport
Cellular component (GO): plasma membrane; photoreceptor outer segment; intracellular cyclic nucleotide activated cation channel complex
Molecular function (GO): intracellularly cGMP-activated cation channel activity; cGMP binding; intracellularly cAMP-activated cation channel activity
Source: RefSeq, a predicted model, not a curated record